Molecule: messenger RNA, 1407 nt
Organism: Stylonychia lemnae
Lineage: Eukaryota; Ciliophora; Spirotrichea; Sporadotrichida; Oxytrichidae
Source: the annotation of a GenBank genome assembly
AUGAGAAAGGGACUUAAUAUGAACUAGUUCUCUGAUUGGGAAGUUGGUGAAGACUAUGAAUUGGUAAAGAUACUAGGCUCAGGAUCUUAUGGGCAAGUAGCCUCAGCCGUUUUCAAACCAAAUGGUAAGAAAGUUGCUAUCAAAAAGAUGGAUGGUGUGUUUGAUGACGAGGUUGAUUGCAAACGUAUUUUGAGAGAAGUCACUUUACUGAGAAGGCUAAAGCAUCCAUAUGUGGUUGAGCUGUUUGAUUUAAUUGAGCCUAAGGAUCACAGUAAUUUUGAUACUUUAUAUGUAGUCCUUGAAUUAGCUGAAAGUGAUUUGAAAAAAGUCAUUAAGUCCGCUAUCCAUUUGCAACUUAAGCAUAUUUAGCUAGUUGUAUAUAAUUUGUUUUGUGCUGUAAGAUAUCUUCACUCUGCAAAUGUACUCCAUAGAGAUUUAAAACCUGCAAAUAUCCUAGUUAAUGAAGAUUGUAGUGUUAAGAUUUGUGACUUUGGCCUGGCAAGAAGUAUUGCUGGAGUUGAGUCAGCAAGUCUUUUAUUAAAUGCUAGCAAAAGAUUCGUAAAUAAUGACGAUGAGGAGAUGAAGACAGAUGAUAACCACGAAGAUGUAUAAUUUAAGAAUGUAGAGCCUGCUUAGAUGCAUCAUUAAGAUUAAAGCAAUAAAUAACUUCAAGAAGAGAUAAAAUCAACAGCCGAACAAAGUGAAUAAGACAAAAGAAAAGAAAUGACUAAGAGAUUGAUAAAGACAAAAGAUCUUAGAAAGAACAUGAAAAGAGAAUUGACUGGUCAUGUAGUGACUAGAUGGUACAGAGCUCCUGAGCUAAUUUUGCUUGAGAAGGAAUAUGGCCCAGCUAUUGAUGUAUGGUCUGUUGGCUGCAUUUUCGCAGAGUUGCUAGGCAUGAUGAAGGAGAGCGCUCCAACCUAUCUCGACAGAAGACCUUUAUUCCCAGGCAAGUCAUGCUUCCCUUUGUCACCAGAAAAAAAUCCUAGUGCUGAGAAGUCAGGUUUUCCAUUCUCAACCAAUGAUCAAUUGGCUGUUAUCUUUGAGGUCAUCGGUUCACCUAACGAAGAAGAUAAGAGCUUUGUAACAGACUCAAAGGCAGUUGAAUAUUUAUAGGCUUUCCCUAAGAGAGAAAAAGUAGAUUUAUCCACAAUUUAUCCGGGAGCAGGGGAGGAGGCAAUUGAUUUAUUGCACAAGAUAUUGGUUUUCAAUCCUUACUUCAGAAUAUCAAUCGAUGACUGUUUAGAGCACACUUUCUUCAAAAAAUUGAGAAAGCCCGAAAAGGAGUAAACUUCCACUGAGAGCAUUGCCUUUGACUGGGAAAAAGAGCACUUGGACAAAGCAAAACUCAGAGCUUACUUCAUUGAUGAAAUUAUGCACUUUAAAGCAGCUAAGAACAUGCAAUGA